Molecule: messenger RNA, 234 nt
Organism: Verticillium nonalfalfae
Lineage: Eukaryota; Fungi; Ascomycota; Sordariomycetes; Glomerellales; Plectosphaerellaceae
Exons: 2
Coding region: 1-234 (77 amino acids)
Source: RefSeq, a predicted model, not a curated record
AUGCCUCACUCCGUCCACAACCAGGGAUCGCACUACUCGAUUGCCACCGCAACCAAUGGUGGGAGACGCGACGGUUCCAACAGCUACUCCAUUGAGCAGUGGCGACAAGAUCAGAACACUCGUGCUAGUUUCUACGUCACCGGCACAUCGUUUAGCGGGUCGCACGAACGCGACGCCAGAGAGAACGUGUCGGCAUUUGACCAGGCGUGGAGCCACAGCGCCCGCCGCCGUUAA